Messenger RNA from Astyanax mexicanus (Mexican tetra), 5429 nucleotides. It is a transcript of the gene loxl2b, whose product is annotated as lysyl oxidase-like 2b. Bases 113 to 2425 code for a protein of 770 amino acids. Lineage: Eukaryota; Metazoa; Chordata; Actinopteri; Characiformes; Acestrorhamphidae. The record is from RefSeq and is a predicted model, not a curated record. Gene Ontology annotation, cellular component: membrane. Gene Ontology annotation, molecular function: protein-lysine 6-oxidase activity; copper ion binding. The transcript has 14 exons. Gene Ontology annotation, biological process: peptidyl-lysine oxidation; sprouting angiogenesis.
AAGCAGUGAAAGUUAGAGAGGAUAGUUACAGUGGAGAAAGGAGGAGAAGUCAGAGAGCAUCGGUGAGAAGGAAAACUCACGUUUCUGUUGGACUUUAAGUGAACGUAAUUGGAUGUACACCACAAUGCCCUGGUCUCUCCUGUCCCGUCUGGCUGUAUUGUCCUGCGUAUGGAGUCUGUCCUGUGCUCAGUACGAGUACCAGGUUUACCCUCAGGGUUACCCCGAACCUGUGGAGGAUCAGUACACCAAGCCAGAGAUUCCAGCCGAUGUUCCCAGGAUCCAGCUGCGCCUGGCCGGGGAGAAACGCAAACACAACGAGGGGCGGCUGGAGGUCUUCUACGAAGGGCAAUGGGGAACGGUGUGUGACGACGACUUCAACAUCCACUCUGCUCAGGUGGUGUGCAGGGAGCUGGGAUACGCCGAGGCAGUUUCAUGGGCCCCUUCAGCUAAAUACGGGAAAGGAGAGGGCCGCAUCUGGUUUGAUAACGUCCAAUGCACGGGGAAGGAGAAGACCCUGGCGCAGUGCCAGUCCAACGGCAUCGGCGUGUCGGACUGCAAGCACUCGGAGGACGUAGGGGUGGUCUGCAGUGACAAGAGGAUCCCUGGAUUUCGCUUCCUGAACCAUCUCACCAACAACAUAGAUAGCUUGAACAUCCAGGUGGAGGAUGUGCGCAUUCGGCCGAUCCUGUCGUCCUACCGGAAGCGAAUCCCUGUGACUGAGGGCUACGUGGAGGUGAAGGAUGGAGGGAAAUGGAAGCAGAUCUGCAAUGAAGAGUGGGACCCAAUGAACAGCAGGGUGAUCUGCGGGAUGUUUGGCUUCCCUGGAGAUCAAAGAUACAACACACGAGUCUACAGGAUGUUCGCCCGCAGGAGGACGCCGUCCUACUGGGAAUACUCUGUGAACUGCACUGGAAACGAGGCCCAUUUGUCGAGCUGUAAGCUGGGCCACUCUGUCUCGGCCAAGGGCAACAGCUCCUGCUCUCAGGGCAUCCCCGUGGUGGUCAGCUGCAUUCCUGGCAGGGCUUUUGCUCCUACACACAUGGCCGGCUACAGGAAGGCCUUCAGACAGGAGCAACCCCUGGUCCGUCUGCGGGGUGGAGCCGUGGUGGGCGAGGGCCGUGUGGAGGUCCUAAAGAACGGAGAGUGGGGAACCAUCUGUGAUGAUCAGUGGAACCUUGUUUCAGCAACCGUGGUCUGCAGGGAGCUCGGCUUAGGGACCGCCAAAGAAGCUCUGUCUGGUGGUCAGCUUGGGCAAGGAAUGGGUCCGGUCCACAUGAAUGAGGUGAAGUGCUCCGGGUUUGAGAAGUCCGUGACUGAAUGUCAGUUUAACAUGGAUAAAGAUUCUGAGGGAUGCAGUCAUGAGGAGGAUGCGGGAGUCAGGUGUAACGUUCCCGCCAUGGGCUUCCAGCAGAGGCUGCGUCUGACUGGUGGGCGUAACCCGUUCGAGGGCCGGGUGGAGGUGCUGGUGGAGCGUAAUGGAUCUCUGGUGUGGGGUACGGUGUGCAGUGAAGGGUGGAGCACCAUGGAGGCGAUGGUGGUGUGCAGACAGCUCGGCCUGGGAUUCGCCAGCAACGCUUUCCAGGAGACGUGGUACUGGCCCGGACUGGUGAGUGCUGAUGCAGUAGUGAUGAGCGGGGUUCGCUGUGCUGGGACUGAGAUGACCCUGUCUCACUGUCUGCAUCACGGAGAGCAUCUCAGCUGUCCCAAAGGAGGAGCACGAUACGCCGCCGGGGUCUCCUGCUCUGAGACCGCUCCAGACCUGGUGCUGAACCCGCAGGUGGUGGAGCAGACCACGUACCUGGAGGACCGGCCCAUGUUCAUGCUGCAGUGCGCUUACGAGGAGAACUGCCUGGCCUCCACCUCCAGCUCCACCCCCGCCAACUCCUACCGCCGCCUGCUGCGCUUCUCCUCUCAGAUCCACAACAACGGCCAGUCCGACUUCAGACCCAAAGCCUCCAGAGACUCCUGGGUCUGGCACGACUGCCACAGGCAUUACCACAGCAUGGAGGUCUUCACUCAUUACGACCUGCUGAGCCUAAACGGCACUAAAGUAGCAGAAGGACACAAGGCUAGUUUCUGCCUGGAGGACUCGGAGUGUGAUGAAGGGAUUGAGAAGAGAUACGAGUGUGCCAACUUCGGCGAGCAGGGUAUCACCGUGGGCUGCUGGGACACAUACAGACACGACAUCGACUGCCAGUGGGUGGACAUCACUGAUGUAAAGCCUGGGGAUUACAUGUUUCAGAUCGUCAUUAACCCCAACUACGAGGUGGCUGAGUCUGAUUAUACCAACAAUGUUGUGAAAUGCAGGUGUCGAUAUGAUGGCCAUCGUAUAUGGAUGUACAACUGUCAUAUAGGAGGAUCGGUCAGUGCUGAAACGGAGGAUACGUUCCCUGGCCUCCUGAACAACCAGGUGACCCACAGGUAAAAGAUCUCACCAGAAGAACUAGUGAGACUGCCCCAACCACUACAAAUCCCCAGCAUCACCACACCAGCGUGAGUCAGUUCACUGCCCUGACUGAGAUCAGUUCUGGAUGCCUCAAAUACCCACCCCAACGUGAACGACUGAAGAUACCCCCUAAAACUGCCCCCUAAAGCACCAGUGCUUAAUAUCCUCCUACACCAAUUGGUGCCUGAGUUCCAGCAUUUCCAAGUCCCAAGUGCCUCAUGCUGAGCAGAGACAAAGACCCUUCAGUGCCUUCAGGUACAUCCUGGUAGCGAGAUGAACCCUUCAGAACUUUAUCUGCUGCUAUGUGUGGAGAUGUGAACUCUGAUGCACUUUGUUUUGCCCAAAUGGAACCAACCAACCAAUCAAUCAACCAACCAAACCAAAUGGAGAACACAGAGCAUUGACAGGACUCCCGUAAACUUCAUCUGAAAGGAGCAGCGUGUGGAAUCUCUGUUUCUUGCCUGAGCAGAGCAUUCUGAAUGCUGAAGUAUUAGAAGUACAAGACGUACAAAAUUCGAUGGUAAAAAAUAUUUCAGUAUCUCAUGGUUUCAUUAAUAAUUUGACGAAUGACUGUAGAAAACAUGGACGCCAUUGGUCGUUUUUCUUAUAUUCUAAAGAAUGAAGCCAAAAUAUCUACCAUGUUGUCGAAUUUGUAACUAGAGACUAUGCAGUAGAGAUCAAAGGCAGUGGCAGAAAAACAUAUUAAUUUGGUAAGAGUGUCUCAGACCGCCUUCCUUAAAUUUACAGUUCAGUCUAUAUGGCAUGUAUCGGUAUUAGUCAUUAUCCUGACGUAAAAGUUUUGUAAUUUGACGUCAUGACCAACAUUUAACCUGUAAUUAACGUAUAUUGACGUUGGUGGCCAGCUGGGAGAAAAUAAAUGUGUCGAGACCUUAACCUAGACUAAGAGUACCAAUACUACCACCACGUCAAACAACACUAAUGUUAGCUGGCUGGCUAACAUCUAAUUAGCUCACCUAUUAGCGCAUCUUUUCCCGCUAAAAGCAGACUUGAAACUGGCUAAAACUGUUAAUGUGACCAUACUGCAGCUAGCGAGAAAAAGACUAAACCUUUGUUGGUUUUGCACUUGAGAGAUACUGGGCCCUAUCUUACGCUCUGUGCUCAUUGCUAUCUUACACCCCGCCAACAGUCUAUAUUCAUGUCUUCCUCCAGCGUCAUUUAAAUAGCAACAGUGCUUGUGAUUAUCUUGGGAAUGCUUGAGAAUAUACAUUGAUGGGCAUGGUGGUCUAAAAAAAAACACAGGCGCACCACUGACUGUAUACAUUUUAAACAGAAAUCAACAGUCAGACGUUCAUUGCUAUCCUGGCAGGGAAAUGUCAACAUGGUUGCAUUCCCAUUGUGCAUACACCCCUGCUUGUUUUGUACACAUGAACACGCAGCAGUGCACAAACUCAUAGCGCAUGCCUGUUGAAAGCUAUGUGAGCAGGUCUGUUGAGAAGCGUUGGACAUGUUCAGGUAGCUGCACUGUUAAAAUAGCAAUACACCAAAGUUAGAGCGCACCUGGCUCUUAAAGGGAAUGAUGAGCAAGUGACACGUUUUGUUUAUUUUAUGUUAAGAGCCAAAACACACCAAUGAAUAAUUAAGAGAAUUAGUACUAGUAUGUCUUUUGAGUGCAAGGUGUACUUUUCCCGUUGUUAAGAAAGCAAAGACACACUGACCAUGCUGUCCAUGCUUUCUACAGUCAUUGAUCCGUACUGGUUAGCAUAAAUGCUCUUUGCUAAAUAAAAAAAUCCUAAGGUGGGUUUAAUACAUGUUUUAUUGGUACUUGCAUGUUUUUUUUUCAUAUCCUGUGUUGAAAAUGAUUGAAAAAAUAAUUCAUACCAGUUUCAUUAAGAGUUGCAAGACCUAAAUGGCAUUCAAUCAUUUUCAUUUUAAAAUUUAAGACUGGGCUCAGUUUAGACCUGUCUGUGCAACUGGCUAACUUAGCUAAAUCAGAUAAGUUGUUAUUAGAAGAUUUUCAGGUCUAUUUUUUUAUCUAUGUGUUUAUCUACACAUAUUUCUCUCCUGAAAAAACUUUAUUUGGGUGGGUAAAGCCCCUCCGUUUACUUACAGUAGGCUUAGAUUUCCAAGGUUUUAGCGCUAGUCACCAUUUGCAGUGCUUAGCGCUAGUAAAUGCCACCCGACAGCGCUACACUGAGGAACCUGAGGAACCCUGAGUGUUCCAGUAACCCAAAGGGGUUAGCUAUUAGCUAGCGGUUCUUCCCUUGUAGCUUGUUUUAAAACAGCAAACACACAGAGUACAGUCCGAUAUACUCACCUCUGAAUGGCGAAAAAGUUAGCGCUGCAGUUAGCGGCUAAUGCUAACAGUUACAGGACUUACCAAAUUCACUAUGUAGAGAAUUAGGAAGCCGUUGGAGACACAGCUACAGAAACACAAUUAAAAUAUGUCCUUUUUCUUGGUGAAGCAAAUCAGUACCACAAUUUAGCUCGUAAAUCGAGGUAAUUAUGAACCAAUGAUGCUUCGACACAUGAUCCAAUCAGCUGCCUUUGAAGAAAAGCUUUCCUAGUGCAGUCACAUUUAAAAAAAAUAAUAAAUGUACAGUUUAUAAUCUAGCUAUUUUUCUUCUUAUUCUGUUUCCUCUGCUGUCUGGCAUACUGUCUCCAUUUACCGCUCAUAUAGCCCUCCUCUGGGACGCAUUUAAGGUCAUAUCAUGCAUAAAGAAACUGCUAUAACGCUAAUUAGCUUCGAUUAGUAACUUAUUUUAAGUCAGGGAUUUGAACGACAACUGUGCGUAGUUCAUUCUUUUUUUUCUCUUUUGUUUUAUUCGAUUUUUUUGUUGGUGUCUUGUAAUGAUGUCAUAUGUGUUCCAGUGGUGCUAUCGAACAUAAGCCCUCUGUUUUUAGAGGGCACACGUCGUCAUGUGACUGAUUUAUAGUAUGCUUACUUGAAUGGAGUGUAAAAAUCCAUACUGUGCAUUGUUUAAAAUGUUGUUUAGCCAUAAAUAAAUGUAAGCCUUCAGCAACA